Leguminivora glycinivorella is the source of this 2103-nucleotide messenger RNA. RefSeq lists its product as uncharacterized. The record is from RefSeq and is a predicted model, not a curated record. Gene Ontology annotation, molecular function: nucleic acid binding; RNA-DNA hybrid ribonuclease activity. Bases 1 to 2103 code for a protein of 700 amino acids. NCBI's taxonomy places the organism in Eukaryota, Metazoa, Arthropoda, Insecta, Lepidoptera, Tortricidae. The transcript is spliced from 2 exons.
AUGAAUACAGCAAAGAGAUUAGGAAAGCCAAGAGAGCAUCAUGGAGGAGGUUCUGUGAGGAAAUUGAAAAUACACCUCAGGGAGCGAGACUUCAUAGGCUACUCUCGAAGGCUAGGACUAGUCAGAUCUACGGAGACGGCCCUUCUGGAGCUGGUGGAUAGAGUGGAAAAGGCCUUAGAAGAUAAGGAAAUAGCUCUGUCGGCCUUUCUCGACAUUGAGGGCGCUUUUGAUAACACUCCAAUUCGGACACUGGUGGAGGGGCUAAGAAUCAAAGAAGUGGACUCCACCACGGUCCGCUGGGUGCAAAGCAUGCUCUUAAAUAGGAAAGUUAGGCUAGACCUGCUGGAUACCACACUAGAAGUGGCCACUGUGAGAGGUUGCCCGCAGGGGGGUGUCCUAUCCCCACUGCUCUGGACUCUUGCAGUGGACGGACUUCUGCGUAAGUUGGCGGAUCUCCAAAUCGACACUCAGGGGUACGCAGAUGACCUUGUGGUGACGGUGAGGGGAAACUGCCAAAGUACUAUAUCGUACCUUAUGCAGAGGGCUCUCAACACCAUAAACGCCUGGUGUGGUGAAAAUGAAUUGUCCAUCAAUGCAAACAAGACAAUUAUAGUUCCAUUCACGAACAAACAAAGGCUGGAUAAAUUAAAACCUUUGGUCAUGAAUGGUAAAACGAUUCCGUUUUCUUCAGAAGUCAAGUAUCUGGGGAUAACACUGGACCAGAAACUGACCUGGAACCAGCACCUGAACGGAACUCUACUGAAGGCCAAAUCGGCCCUGGCAAUAUGCUGCCGUCUCGCAGGCAACAGAUGGGGUCUUAAACCCAAAAUUGCCUUAUGGUUGUACACUGCUAUAGUGAGACCAAUAGUGUCCUACGCCUCUGUAGCAUGGUACAAGAAGACGUUGCAGAAAGUGGCAGUGGCGAAGCUCAGCAGACUGCAAAGAGCUGCUUGUAGCAUCGUCACUGGAGCAAUGUCAUCCUCUCCAACAGCGGCACUAGAGGCCCUGCUGAACCUGUCGCCACUCCACCUCUAUCUGGAACUAGAAGCAAGAUCCAGCAUACUGAGAAUAGUGGCUACAAAGAGAGGAGGGUGGAUAUCACAAACACUGAGACUAUUUACUGAAUCAGUGCUUGAUAUCCCUGUACUGGGGAUGCCGACAGACACCAUGCACCCCCAGUUCUGCCCACAGAAACUUUACUCUGUGGAAAUCCCGGAAAGGGAGGACUGGUCAAACAGUCAAAUAUUAUGGAAAGAAGGAAGCCUAAGGUGGUACACUGACGGCUCCAAAUCCGGAUCUGAAGUAGGCUGCGGAGUAUACGGCGAAACGCCUAGAAGGGCUAAAAGCCUAAAUCUAGGACGGUAUUGCUCUAUAUUCCAGGCAGAGGUAUACGCCAUCUUAGAAUGCGCGUCAAUCAACCUGCAAUGCAACUACGUCAACCAUACUAUUUACAUCCACUCGGAUAGCCAGGCGGCACUCUUAGCCCUAACUUCGGACGUCAUAACGUCCAAGCUGGUUGAGAACUGCAGGCAACUAUUAAACAACCUUGGAUCCAAAAACAAGGUUGUCUUAAGAUGGGUCCCGGGGCACGCAGGCAUCGAAGGCAACGAGAAAGCCGACGAGCUUGCACGUACGGGGGCAAAGGGUAAGCACCAUGGCCCAGAGCCUUUCUGCGGUAUCCCGAAAAGCCUUACGAAACUAACCCUAAAGACCUACUGUCAAUACAAAACUAUUCAGCUCUGGAGGAACACGCCAGGCAUGAACCAUUCCAAGGCUCUCAUCAGAGCCUACAGCAAAAAGGCAUCCUCAAAUGCCUUGGCGCUGUCAAGGAACCAACUUCGCAACCUAGUGAGGGUGCUGACAGGGCAUUGCCACCUGAACAAGCACAUGCACACUAUCGGGAAACGUGCAAACGGGCGGUGCAGAUUCUGUCUAGAGUCUGAUGAAACGCCCCUGCACAUCCUGGCAGAGUGCCCCUCUCUAAUGCGCACACGUAACAUGAUUCUGGGCAGCUACCAAUUUCUCCCAGAGGAUGUGAGGUUUCUCGAUCUCAAAAAGAUACUACAAGUCUUUGAAUUUGUAGGACUUGAUCGAGAGUUGUAG